Molecule: messenger RNA, 770 nt
Organism: Hemiscyllium ocellatum (epaulette shark)
Lineage: Eukaryota; Metazoa; Chordata; Chondrichthyes; Orectolobiformes; Hemiscylliidae
Product: ferritin, lower subunit-like
Exons: 4
Coding region: 73-597 (174 amino acids)
Biological process (GO): iron ion transport; intracellular iron ion homeostasis
Cellular component (GO): cytoplasm
Molecular function (GO): ferrous iron binding; ferric iron binding
Source: RefSeq, a predicted model, not a curated record
GCCCCCGUCAUUGAGCCAGGCUUCCUGCAACGACUGCUUGGAGUGAACAGGCAAAAGCCCAUGGUCUGAGCAAUGCAGGCUCAGGUGAGAGAAAACUUCCAUCCAGACAGUGAGACUGCCAUCAACAAACUCAUCAGCAUCAACUACUACACCUCUUACGUCUACCUAGCCAUGUCUUUCUAUUUCGAACGGGACGACGUUGCACUGGAGAACUUUGCAAAGUACUUCCACAAACUAUCGGAACUGCUGCGUGAAAACGCCGAGGAGCUGACCAACUACCAGAAGCUAAGGGGAGGUCGGGUCCGGCUGGAGGAUAUUGAGAAACCAGACAGGCAAGAAUGGACCAAUGGGUUGGAAGCUCUUCAGUAUGCACUUGAUCUGCAGAAAACUAUCAACAAAUCUCUCUUGGAACUGCAUCGCCUGGCUUUCGAUAAACAUGACCCUCAGAUGUGCAACUACCUCGAGUCCAAUUUCUUGGACAGCAGCGUAGAAACGCUGAAGACGUUGGGAGAUCACAUCACAAGUCUCAAGAAGUUGACCAUGGGCAAGCUGAGUGGAAUGGGCGAAUACCUCUUCAACAAGCACACCCUCGGAUAGAAGGACCUGACUGUGGGAAGGUCAAGUCUCUCUCUUUAUAACCUCUACCUGCGCCAUACUGAAAUCCAAAAUAUUUUAGGCGGAUUGGUGAAGGAAUGAGAAUUGGAAGGAAAUAUUUGUCUGUGGAGUGGCCGUGGCAAUAUUAUGUAAUAAAUAACUUUAAUUGAAAAGUA